CAACCAAGUUUAGUUUGCUGUGAAAAUGACACGAACACAACGCAGCGCAUAAUAAUAAUAAUAAUGAUACGAAAUAUAUGUGUGUGACAAAGUGUAAAUUAAUGUUAAUGGAAAAUGCGUCAGUUAAUACGUACACGCAUUCGGUGUUGAAGUGAAUAAGCGAAUAGUGGUCAUUACAAGUCAAACAGAAUCGAUAAGUGUGCAGCUGGUGUUAAAACAAUAACAACAAGCGGAAGCAUUCCUCCGUUCAUUCGCUGUUCGCGUUUCGCACGUCGUUUUGCUUUGCUUUGCUACUCUCGUGUGCUAAAAAUAGACGUUUAACCACCCACGCCAAAAAAAAAACACGCACUUAAUUCGGCAACCUUAGUGGACCUUAGUGUGAGUUUGACUUUAAGAGCGAUGCAGAUGCACAAAAUUAUUAAACAGGGAAACAACAAUUACAAUAACAACGAUGAGGAAUUUCUGAGCAUCCGUUGCAUUGAAUGAGUGUCCUUGGCGUUGCUGCAUGUCACGCCACGCCACAAUGUCCGAUUUUGUGCCCGGCGAUUUAUGGGAAGAGAUACUGAGCCGCCACUGGACGUUUCUUGAAACCGAGGAGAGCCCACAGAAAUUGGAGCAACGAAAAAAGGUUGAGGCUUGCCUGAAGGAGUGCCUUAGCCUGGUGCCGCAUGAUCGCAAAUUCUUUUUGCCGGAAACGGGGCAUGUGCUGCGUAGAACAGUUCUCGAACUCCCUAAUUUCACCGCACAAAAUGGUAUUGUUGGCUUCGAGGCCAUCAGUCAAUAUGCCAACAACUUGUUCACCAAGCCCUGGCGCAAGGAAUUUCGCACGCUCAAGACCUACUCCGGUUCGUAUCAGCAUGAGGUGGAAGCGAAUUUGAUCGAUGCUGAACGCUUGUUCCUGGCCAUGGGCUAUCGUCGCGUUGCCGAGGACACGUUUGUGCUGGAGGGACCCAUUUGUCCCGACCAGGUGACAAAUGUCAGUCGCGAUGCGAUGGCCGCCUAUGUGGAGUGCCAGAUAAUGAAACACAUUUAUGCGGGACUGAGCGCCGAGGGUUUCAACUGCACUUGGCAGGAUAUCUUCCACUAUCGGGAAAGGCAUGUGGGCGGCCCAACACAAACCAUUAAGGAAAUGGCCUAUAGACUGCACGAGAAGCGGCUGCGCAAAGGGCAACAGCAACAGCAGCAGCAGCAGUUGCAACUCCAGCAACAGCAACAGCAGCAACUUAAUACUGAGAAUACCUAUAGCAAUAUUGCGCCUAAUCUCUGCGACAACUGUUCGGCUGAGAAGCUGACUGCCCCGCCCGCUCCCUGUGCGCUGCAUGGACCCAGCAAUAGCAAUACGAAUAGCUGUGCCUUGCAUGCGCCCAUCCACCAAUCAAUCCCGCCCACGAAUCUCAAUUAUAUGUAUCAACAGCCGCAGGGGGCAUUGAUGACGCAUUCGCGCAGCUUGGAGCACUAUCAGGAGCCGCAUGCGACGUUACCGCAUCGUCAUUCGUUUGAUCAGCAUCCCAAGGAGUGCGCUGCACUGCAUGCGCAGCACGGGCAUUUGUAUGAGACGCCUUACGAUUGCCUGGAUGGGCUCAGCUUGGGCAGUAGCGCCUCGUAUGCAGCUGUUGCUGGCGCCUACAAUGCUCCAGGCAAUCGCUAUCCGCUGCCCUACAACAUCUCCAGUCAGUUGAAUGCGCCCUAUGCCACGCCCCUGGACACCUAUGCCAAUGCGGAGCCGAGCAAUGUGAAUAUGUAUGCGAGCAUAGCCAGCAAGCCAAUGGCAUCGGUGCCCCAUAGCUGUGGCUACCACGGUGGGCCGCCUAGACAUCAGCCAAACACUGCUGCCGCUUUGGCCGCCAUGCAGCAUAGGCAGAGCACAUAUCCGCCGGAUCAUCUGAUUGACUUUGAUGAGCGGGCGCAGCUGAUGCAGCACGACUUCAAUGAUCCGCGGCUCUAUGACCGCAGAGGGCAGCGGGCACAGACAGCUAAGCAUGGCAUACUGAGUAACGCCAUGUAUGCCCAGCCACGGGAUGUUAUGUCUAUGGGCUAUGCUGGGGGCUACGAGGUGCCAGCGAUGCUGCCCACCACGUUGCCCCAGCCACCGCCACAGGACAUGUAUGUGUAUGCACGACCCAUACCUAAGAGCAGCCGGAUACGCAAUCAGGCGGAGUCGGUCGACAAAUCAACGGACAGACAUCGGGAGCCAAUGAUGGAUUCGCUGGACAAUAAUCGCAAAACAAUGCACAAGGAAUUAAGGGAACGCAUGAGUCUGACCGCCGGUGCCGCAGAUGGACGUCAGCAUGCGCGGGAGCGGGAUCUGCAAGUCUCCGAUGGCACCACCAGCUACGAAUCGCCCAGCAUGGAUGACUUUACGGUUCUCAGUAACGCGUCAUCGCCGCCGUUGAUGCCUAAGGUUCAGGAGGGCGUUGGCAGCUUUGAGUCCUGGAAUUAUGUGUUCAAGAAUCUUGAACGUUCCGGUUACUCCAAGGAUUUGGGUGAUCGUGAGGAUUUGCUUGUGCAGAGUUUGGAUUUGGAUUCGCUAACUUUGGCCAACGGCGGCGGUGGUGGUGGAUCUUCCGAUAAGCGGCGCACCGACACCCACACACAGGCCGCCGCUGCGGGGCCAGCGGAGAAAUCACGCACGCUGGAGAAGAAGCGUGAGCCGCGUGUUGUCCAAGCGGCGGCCCCUGCGCCCGCGCCGAACAGCAGCACGCCAGGCGUCAAGAAGAUCAAAUCCGCUUUAAAGACAGCCACCAUAGACAAUCGGCCAGGUGGUAGCACCCGCAGCGGACGGAACAGUGCAACAGGCGCUGUGGCCAAGCAUCCGCCGCCGGUGUCCACGCAGCUGAUUGUGACCAGUCCCAAUGAGUGGAGCUGUCGCUUCUGCACGUUUCUGAAUCCUGACACCAAACGCAUCUGCGAGAUGUGCUGUCGCAGUAAGGACUUUAAUCUGGAGGCGGCCGCGAACGUGUCUCAUGCAUCCUCGACCUGUGUCUAAGCUAUGCAACAAUAUGAAUAUGUAUAUGUAUAUAUAUAUAUAUCCGUUAUAUACAUUGAUAUAUGUAUAUGUAUGAAAACUGUACACCACGCAAGUGAUAUAUGGAAGAAGUUUUGGAUAUAUACAACUACAUAUAGAACUUAUAUAUUUUUUAUACGAAAUUCGUCAUUGCAAAACUGUGUGCAUGUUUAUAGAAAGUUCUCUAGUCUUAUAGCAACUACGUUUUCAAUCACAAUCCCCAGCAUUUUGUAUAUAUAUACAUGCAUACGAAUUAAAUACAUUACACAUAUGUUAUCUAUAUAUAAGUAAUAUUAUGAACAUUAUUAUUAUCGAUUACAAUUUUAAGUUCUCGAUUAGACUUGUGUACACAUGCUUUAAUUAGAUUGUAGAUUUGUUUCCAUUUGUUGUGGGCGUCGCGGUUUUUGUUGCAAAUGAUGUGCCUACACCUGGUAUAAGACGUAUGUAUGUGUGUGUGGGUGUGAGUGUGUAUUUAAUACUAACUAAAUAUAAGUAGUUACGGAAUAGAGGUGCGUGAGAGUGUGUCUGAAUGAACCUUAGAAAAAACUUUGUAAAUUUUGUGGUUUAUGCCAAAUUACAUUUAUUAUAUACAACAAAUAUAUAUAUAUGUAUAUUGGGAAAGCAAAGUAUAUUUAUUAUGCGUAUAUAUAUAUAUUUAUUGUAUAAUAGACUAACUUUUCAUAAAUACCUUUACUAAUUAUACAAUAUAAUCAAUUCAACUUGAACGAGCUAAACCAAUAUGGAAAAAUCCGCAAAAAUGAAAUUACAAGUAGUACUGAAAA
This is a messenger RNA of Drosophila mojavensis, 3786 nucleotides long. It is a transcript of the gene tamo, whose product is annotated as protein tamozhennic. The coding region runs from base 506 to 2986 and encodes 826 amino acids. Gene Ontology annotation, cellular component: cytoplasm. Lineage: Eukaryota; Metazoa; Arthropoda; Insecta; Diptera; Drosophilidae. The transcript is spliced from 5 exons. The record is from RefSeq and is a predicted model, not a curated record.